GCCAAUCAGGCUAUCGGCGCAGCCCCGCCCCGGCCGCAGUGUCCCUGCCGGGACUCCGUCCGUAGCCGGGUGGUUGUUGCGACUGAGGGGCUCUGGCGGCUUCAGCCUCCGUGGUGGUUCAUACAGCUGUGAAGAAUGACGUCGAGAGGUGCUGGGACUGCCUUUUCCCGGAGGAACUACAGGCUGAGCACUGAGUCUGAGAAGCCCAAGCUCACAGGGAUAGUGAACAGCAAGCUGCUGAAUGACUAUCUGCACCGCAUCUUCCCCAGUGCUGAUGGGAUCCAGCCUGCAACUGCUUACAGGAAGCCACUGACAUUCCAGAACCUGCAGGAGCACCUAGACAAAUUGCUGGCAGAGGACAGUGGUGCAGAGGACAGUAGAGAUCAGGUAUUAGAGGGGCGACUUGGUCCCUCUACUGUGGUGUUGGACCACACCAGUGGUUUUGAGGGACUCCUCCUGGUUGAUGAUGACCUACUUGGGGUGAUUGGCCAUAGCAACUUUGGCUCCAUCAGGGCCACGACCUGUGUGUAUAAAGGGAAAUGGAUCUACGAGGUGCUCAUCUCCUCCCAAGGGCUCAUGCAGAUUGGCUGGUGCACUCUCAACUGCAGGUUUAAUCAGGAGGAGGGGGUUGGAGACACUCUGGAUUCGUAUGCAUAUGAUGGAAACAGGGUGCGCAAGUGGAACGUCACCACCACCAACUACGGUAAAUCCUGGGCGGCAGGAGACAUCGUCAGCUGUUUGAUAGACCUGGAUGAGGGGACCAUUGCUUUCUGCCUGAAUGGUGUGUCUCUGGGAACAGCUUUCGAUAACAUCACCAGGGGAGCUGGCAUGGCGUACUUCCCCGCUAUCAGCCUCUCCUUCAAAGAAUCAGUCGCUUUUAACUUCGGCAGCCGCCCACUCCGUUAUCCGGUGGAGGGAUAUCGCCCCCUGCAGGACCCGCCCAGUGUGGACCUGGUGAAAGCUCACAAGCUGUUGGGCUACCUGAAGAAUGUUAUUCACAUUGGGAUAGACGUGUUGGAGGGGAAGCUGGUGGAGAAGGACACAUCGACGUGGCAGCUGCAAGGAGAGCCCACAGUGCUGAUCACCCUGACACACAUCUUUAACCACUUUGCACCUCUCAUGUGCAAAGUGUACCUGGUAGAUGAUGUGCUCAUGCACUUCCUGCUGAGCAUUCUGGAGCGAGGAGGGGCUGUGGAAGCACAUCCUCUCAUCCAGCAGCUACUGGAUCUCAUGUGGCUUCUCAUGGAGGAUUAUGAGGUGCAUGAAUGCCUCAAGCAGCUGCUGAUGUCCCUGCUGCGGGCUUACAGGUUCUCUCCCAUCAUCCCAGACCUGGGCUUACAGAUCCACUACCUCCGGCUCACCAUUGCAGUCCUGAAGCACGAGAAGUCCAGGAAAUAUCUGCUCAAUAAUGUCCUCUUUGACGUGCUCCGCUCGGUGGUAUUCUUCUACAUCAAGAGCCCCCUGCGUGUGGAGGAGGCUGGCCUGCAGGAGCUCAUCCCCACUACCUGGUGGCCAAACCGCUUCACCAAAGAGGGCAAAGAGAGCAAGGAGGUAAAGGAGGAGAGUGCCGAGGAGAGGCUGCGCCGGCGGGCAUACGACAGAGGCUGCCAGCGGCUCAAAAAACGCAUUGAAGUGGUGGAGGAACUCCAGGUUCAGAUCCUGAAGCUGCUUCUGAACAACAAAGACCGAGGAGGGGGGGAAGCCUCCAGAUACAUCUUCCUGAACAAAUUCCGCAGGUUCCUUCAGGAAAAUGCCAGCAACCGAGGGAACCUGACUGUACUGUGCCCGCCAGAAUACAUGGUCUGCUUCCUGCAUCGACUCAUCUCCACCUUGCGCUGCUACUGGGACGGGCACAAGGCCAAGGCUCCUGCAGCCCUGAGCAGUGAGGAGGCAUAUGUUCCUCCUCAGCUCUUCUAUAAUGGAAAGGUGGAUUACUUUGACCUGCAGCGACUCGGUGGACUCCUGUCUCAUCUCAAGAAGACUCUGAAAGAUGACCUGGCUUUGAAAGCAAAUAUUCUGAUUGACCCUGCGGAGCUGCAGGCUGUGACCAUGGACGACCUGGAUGAAGAUGAGGAGACCGCAACCUCCACAGCCCAGCGCCCAGUUGCAGCACUGGCCAUUGGUGGUGCCCUUGCCAGGCCCAGUUGGCUCAGCUCACCUACCCUGGGCCGUGCCAACCGCUUCCUCAGUACAGCGGCUGUCAGCCUGAUGAACCCCCGGCGGCCCCUGGGCACCUUGGAGAAGAUGAAAGCACGCACGCUGAGUGUGGAGCAGCGGACAGAGGAUGACAUAGAAGGCAGCCACGGAAAUGAGGGUCUGUUACUGGGGAGACCCCCUGAGGAGCCGGAACAGUCAAUCACUGAGAACUCCCUUCUGGAGAUCCUGGAUGGAAUAGUGAUGAUGUACAACCUCAGCGUCCACCAGCAGCUUGGUAAGAUGGUGGGUGUGUCUGAUGAUGUGAACGAAUAUGCCUUGGCACUGAAGGACACAGAGGAGAAGAUUAGCCGAUGUCCAAAGAGGAGGAGGGACAUAUACGAGGAGCUGGUGAAAAGCCAGAAGGUUUUCUCAGAGAAACUCAACCACCUGAGUCGCCGGCUAGCCUGGAUCAACGUCACCAUCUACUCCAAGGAGAAGAUGCAGGACAUAUACUGGCUGCUGCGAGUGUGCAUCCGCACCAUUGAGCACGGGGACAGGACGGGCUCACUCUUCGCCUUCAUGCCGGAGUUCUACCUCAGUGUGGCCAUGAACAGCUACAGCGCGCUGAAGAACUACUUCAGCCCUGUCCAUAGCAUGGAGGAGCUCCCUGGCUAUGAAGAGACUCUGACGCAUCUUGCUGCCAUCCUGGCCAAGCACUUUGCUGACUCCAGGAUCGUUGGCACUGACAUCCGGGACUCGCUGAUGCAGGCGCUGGCCAGCUAUGUGUGCUACCCACACUCGCUGCGGGCCGUGGAGAGGAUCCCGGAGGAGCAGCGAAUAUCCAUGAUGAGGAACCUGCUGGCUCCCUACGAGCAGCGGCCUUGGGCGCAGACCAACUGGAUCCUCGUUCGGCUGUGGCGGGGCUGUGGGUUUGGAUACAGGUACACGCGGCUCCCGCACCUGCUGAAAACCAAGCCCGAGGAUGCCAAUCUCCCCAGCCUGCAGAAGCCGUGCCCUUCCACCUUGCUGCAGCAGCAUAUGGCCAAUCUGCUGCGCAGUGACUGUGACAUGGCACCCAGCUUCCUCAACAGCGUUCUCAACCAGCUCAACUGGGCCUUCUCGGAGUUCAUUGGCAUGAUCCAGGAGAUCCAGCAGGCGGCAGAGCGCCUGGAGAGGAACUUUGUGGACAGCCGCCAGCUGAAGGUGUGCGCGACCUGCUUUGACCUGUCAGUAAGCCUGCUCAGAGUGCUGGAAAUGACUGUCACGCUGGCCCCUGAGAUUUUCCUCGACUGGAGUCGCCCCUCCUCGGAGCUGCUGCUCAGGAGACUUGCCCAGCUGUUGAACCAGGUGCUGAAUCGCGUGACAGCCGAGCGGAACCUGUUCGACAGAGUGGUGAACCUCCGGCUGCCAGGGCUAGAGAGCGUGGAUCAUUAUCCAAUCCUUGUGGCUGUGACAGGGAUUCUGGUCCGACUCCUCAUGGACACUGACUUCCAAGGGGCCAAGCGGGCGACAGCUGUGCUCCUGGCGGACCCCUGCUUCCAGCUCCGCUCCAUCCAGUACCUGCUGGGCCAUGCAGAGCCAUCAGCUCUGGCAGCCAUGCCUCCCUCUGCAGACAAGAGACAUUUCUCCCUGCACACCUCCCUUCCCUCCGCAGACACCGACUACAUCAGCCUGGAGGAGCUGGCCAAGGUGGAGCGGAUGCUGAGCCACCUGAGUGAAGAGUCAAAGCAGGCAGCUGCCUCCACGCUGCCAACCAGUGAGGAGGACCUGUGCCCCAUCUGCUACGCACACCCCAUCUCGGCCAUCUUCAGGCCAUGCUCCCACAAGUCCUGCAAAGCAUGCAUCAAUCAGCACCUGAUGAACAACAAGGACUGCUUUUUCUGCAAGGCCACCAUCACAGGCGUGGAUGACUUCAUCAAGCCGGUCAGCUCGUAGCAGGGGGCCUGGGCUGGUCCUGCAGGCUCCAGAGGCUCCUUUCCCUCAGCCUCCAGUAGGGGGUGGCCUAGCUCUGGUUAGUUGUGGGCCCUUCCAUGGCUCAGCCCCCUUGCUCACGAGGGUGAGGGUCACCAGCAGAUGGUGGAGGUGCUGCUCUUGCCCUGUCUGAGCCAAGGCUGGGCUUGGCUCGUUCAGCAGGUAUGGGGAGGCCUAAUACAGUAAGGGCUGAGGGGCCACCUUUCCCUGGGGAGGCUAAUGCCAGCAUGUACUCACCACCACAGCCUGUUGGAGCCUGGCUGCCCCCAGGGCCUGUCCUGCUGCUGUUGCCAUUUGCUAUGGAGCAUUUGUUCAUGUGUGAGCCUAUGCGCUGCCUGGGACUGGCAGUGCUGUGUUGAGCCACUGCCAGCUUCCCUUUGCUGGGGGUGAGGCAUGCUUUGGCCCCAGCUCUAGGUACCAGGCAGCCAGACUGAGGAGAGCUACUGUUUCUGUGCUAAGCUAGACAAAGAGCAGAGGCUGUUCACAGCUGGCUUGGUCUAGGCCUGGUGGCUGAGUUCUCUGCUGGGCUGUAAUUGGCUGGGAUCUGGCAGCCUGCAGUCCCCCAGCUUCAGCCUGGUGGGGGCGAAGUAGGUGGCACCUCACCCUGCAGCUCCUGGAGGAUGUGCUAGCUGGCAGCAGGGUUGGGGAUCCCUGCUGGUUUGUGCAGGAGCCUUGGCCUGGGUCUCAGCUGGGGACAAGGCUAAUGCUUGAGCUCUGCUGCAGGUGGGGUGGGACUAGCAGUGGUGUGUGAUUUGUGACCAGCCCUGUGGGAUUGCUCAGUACUGUGCAUUGGGUGCUGUGUUACCUGCCCCAGCCAGGGUCACUUCCCUGCAUGGGAGUAUUAAAUUAUUCUUCUUUA
Molecule: messenger RNA, 4966 nt
Organism: Caretta caretta (loggerhead turtle)
Lineage: Eukaryota; Metazoa; Chordata; Testudines; Cheloniidae
Gene: RNF123
Product: ring finger protein 123
Cellular component (GO): cytoplasm
Molecular function (GO): ubiquitin-protein transferase activity; protein binding
Source: RefSeq, a predicted model, not a curated record